AUGGCACAAGCUUGUGAUAUCUGUGCAGCCUUCGGAAAGGAGAUGAGAGAACACCGCUGCAUCCCUGGGAAACGCCAGCAAAAGGCAAAGCAAAAGGUCUGGCAAAGAUUACAUAUGGAUUUUGCGGAGACCACCGACGGCAGGAGAUGGUUGGUGAUAGUGGAUGCAAAGUCAAAAUGGCCCGAAGUGGUGCAAAUGGGAUUAACCACUGUAGAAAAAACGAUAGAAAAGUUGAAGGAUAUCUUUAGUCUCCAUGAUCUACCAGAGCAAAUAGUGGUCGAUAAUGGGCCACAGUUCAUAGCGAAGGAGUUUAAGGAAUACUGUAGAAGAAGGAGUAUUGAGUUGAUUUUCAUCCCACCUUACCAUCACAAUUCUAAUGGGGAGGCGGAAAGAUUUGUGCAGACUUUAAGAAGGGUUAUUAUAAAGGGCGGAAGGCCGAUGAGGCGGAUUAAGGAGCAAUAUGACAAGAAAGUGAAGGAAAGGAAAUUAGGAAGUAGGAAGAGAAAAAUGACGGACAAAAUGAAGGAGUAUGUGGAGACUAAGAGGUCUAGGGUAGGAAAGCAAACAAAGCGGAUAGCUCAGAUAGGGGCGAUAAGCCGGAAGAAGGGCAUAAAACGGGCCGCUAGUGGGGGCAAACCUCAUUUCGGAAAAAACGAAGCUGAAGACAUCCCGCAUGAACUGGACACAAGGAGUGCUGGUGGUGCCUGUGAGUGUACCCCAGACAACGACAGCAGCAGUUAUGGCACCGCCCACUAUGUCGGCCACGGGGUGGGGCCCUGGGGCACCCACAGUGGUGUGUCUGGGCUUGCCCGUGGCCGGUUCGCCGAUUCAAACCACUACCACCACCGGCGCUGGAGCGUCGCCUCCCACGGUGUUGUUGCUGCAAGCGGGAAGUGGACUGUACGAAUGAUGAGGACAUGCCGAAAGUAUGAUGGAUGGGAUAAGAAGCGGAUGAAGGAAGACUGA
Ostertagia ostertagi is the source of this 966-nucleotide messenger RNA. Lineage: Eukaryota; Metazoa; Nematoda; Chromadorea; Rhabditida; Trichostrongylidae. The record is from the annotation of a GenBank genome assembly.